Molecule: messenger RNA, 1772 nt
Organism: Glossina fuscipes
Lineage: Eukaryota; Metazoa; Arthropoda; Insecta; Diptera; Glossinidae
Gene: RtcB
Product: RNA-splicing ligase RtcB homolog
Exons: 3
Coding region: 140-1660 (506 amino acids)
Biological process (GO): tRNA splicing, via endonucleolytic cleavage and ligation
Cellular component (GO): tRNA-splicing ligase complex; nucleus
Molecular function (GO): RNA ligase (ATP) activity
Source: RefSeq, a predicted model, not a curated record
AAAUAAAGAAAAACAAAUAAUCUCAAUAGCUAGAAGCAACGUAAAAGCCGGCAUAUUUGUGAAAUUUUAUCAUUGUGAAAUAGUCAAGUCUAUCUAAUUGCGUUAGUCACUCAAGUACUUCAGUUAGAUUUAUUGCAUUAUGGUGGUUAGACCUUAUACCGAAGAGUUAAAAUAUUUAGAAAAAAUCAGCGACUGUUGUUGGCGCAUCAAAAAGGGCUUUCAGCCCAAUAUGAAUGUGGAAGGAUGCUUUUACGUGAACGAACGGCUGGAACGUUUGAUGCUGGAGGAGUUAAAAAAUUCUUGCCGACCCGGUGCUGUAGGUGGCUUCUUGCCAGGUGUCAAACAGAUUGCGAACGUGGCAGCAUUACCUGGUAUUGUGGGACGAUCAAUCGGUCUACCUGAUAUCCAUUCCGGUUACGGUUUUGCUAUUGGGAACAUGGCUGCCUUUGACAUGGAUGAUCCGCUCUCUGUGGUAAGUCCCGGCGGUGUUGGUUUUGAUAUUAACUGUGGCGUACGCUUGUUAAGAACCAAUCUGUAUGAGAAAGAUGUACAACCUGUCAAAGAACAAUUAGCCCAGUCAUUAUUCGACCAUAUACCAGUAGGUGUCGGUUCCAAAGGCAUAAUUCCCAUGAAUGCUCACGACUUGGAAGAAGCUCUAGAAAUGGGUAUGGAUUGGUCAUUAAGAGAAGGUUAUGUUUGGUCGGAGGACAAAGAGCACUGCGAAGAAUAUGGCCGUAUGCUGAAUGCAGAUCCAUCUAAAGUAAGCUUGAGAGCUAAAAAGAGAGGUCUUCCACAGUUGGGGACUUUGGGAGCAGGCAAUCAUUAUGCCGAAAUUCAAGUAGUAGAUGAAAUUUUUGAUAAAUGGAGCGCUUCCAAAAUGGGUAUUGAAGAGAAAGGCCAAGUUGUGGUAAUGAUACAUUCGGGAAGUCGAGGUUUUGGACAUCAGGUUGCGACUGAUGCAUUGGUGCAAAUGGAAAAAGCUAUGAAACGGGAUAAAAUUGAAACUAACGACCGACAGUUGGCUUGUGCCCGCAUCAACUCAAACGAGGGCCAAGAUUAUUUGAAAGCAAUGUCUGCUGCCGCAAAUUUCGCCUGGGUUAACCGAAGCUCUAUGACCUUUUUAACUCGGCAAGCAUUUGCCAAAAUGUUUCGAACCACACCUGACGACCUGGAUAUGCAUGUCAUAUACGAUGUCUCGCAUAACAUUGCUAAAAUAGAAAAUCAUAUGGUAGAUGGUAAGGAAAAGAAAUUGCUGGUCCAUCGCAAAGGUUCCACACGAGCAUUUCCUCCACAUCAUCCUUUGAUACCAGUAGAUUAUCAGCUUACUGGACAGCCUGUUUUGGUAGGGGGCACAAUGGGAACUUGCUCCUACGUUUUAACUGGUACAGAAAAAGGCAUGCAAGAAACAUUUGGCUCUACAUGUCACGGAGCGGGUCGUGCGUUGUCGCGUGCCAAAUCGCGACGAAACCUCGAUUAUAAAGACGUUUUAGAACGAUUGGAAGAAAUGGGAAUAGCAAUACGUGUCGCUUCACCUAAACUCGUUAUGGAAGAGGCACCCGAGUCCUAUAAAGAUGUAACAGAUGUUGUAAAUACUUGUCAUGCGGCCGGUAUCAGUAAAAAAUGCAUUAAACUACGACCAAUCGCCGUCAUAAAAGGGUAGAAUGCUCAAAUAUGUACGCAUGUGUAUGGCUUACAUAGGAAGUUUUUCGCCUAUAAAAAUUAAGGAAGAAACGCUUAUUUAUUAAUUGGAAAUUUUAAUAAAAGUCGGUAUU